CGGAAACUGAACGACGGUUACUGGCGAAAUGAUUCGACUAGCACCUGGCCUCUCCUCUAUGGAGCCUACCCACCCUUAAACUCGUUAUGGAAGGCCUGGGGUACAUAUAGACUGUAUGCGAUGGCGGAAGAAUCCCUUCUGCUGCAACGGUCCUCCAGGGCUCCUACUCACGCAAGCAAGAGCAAACGACGCAUCGCGACUACGAACCCUCUAAGUUCUGCCUUACCAUGCACGCAUCUCAUAGACCAUCCUACGGCGGACAGUAUGACGGCGAUGCUGGAGCCUUGCAGCCGGGCGAGAUUACGACGACGCCGGCUGGGACAACGUUCAGUUCGGUCAACUCAGGCACAUCCGCUCACGCGCCCACGAACGUUGGACAGACUUUGCGGCCUGACGAAGCUGCAUACCACAGUCCCUUGCCUCGGCAGCCUCCUUUCUGCCCCUUGGAUGGCUCCAACGCCAUGUCGCGCAGCUUCGCGCCGAGCGCACGACAUGCAUCAGAGGAGUCUCUGCCGUCUGGGCUACCGUCGAUAGCCAUGCCUACAACAGGAUCCCCUCUCGUUUGGUUUCCACCACCGCCCUCGCCCGCCUCGGCGAGCGACGGUAGCCCUGCCAUGACGCUCUUUGCACCGGGCCAGCAAUUCGGCACGAGCAAGCGCUCCAUACCGCAUCCUUACGCUCGAAUCAAUGCUCGGAAGGAACAUGGCAACAUCUCCAAGCGGCGCAGGAUCUGGUAUCAUGAGCUCGAGAAGCAUAUCUUCACUCCACAGGAAGUUUCCGGAACGAGCGCGCCGAAGCGUCGCGCCACGUAUGUCGCCAGCCUGGAGGCGCACAUCGAUAAAGUACACAACGAGCUCAUCCGCAUGGGGUUGUAUCCGGUUCCGUAUAAUAAGCUGGUCCCGCUCAAAGGGCUGAACAGCAAGACGGCCAAGGGCAUGAUCGCGGGUCUGAACGCAGAUGCGCAACAAGCUGAGCUCAAACUGCUCGAGCUCAACCGUGCCAACAUCGCUAUUGGUGACGCCCUUCGCGGGAGCGCCUCGGAGGCCGCAGCAGGGGGUUCCGGAGAAGAGAGUGGGUCAAACUGAUCCAGGUCAUCGUCAUGCGCAGCGUGUGUCGAGCGGACCAUUCUUGGCACAGGCGAUCCCUCGCGUGCAUACUCUUGCACCCGUAUUGUCGUGUUUCAUCUCUCAGGGUAUUUUGAUUCGGGCGUAUGGAUGGACUAAUACAUGAGCGGAGAUGUUUUAGACCUUAAAUAUUUCGCCAGAACCCGGGUGGCCGCCGAG
Punctularia strigosozonata HHB-11173 SS5 is the source of this 1283-nucleotide messenger RNA. RefSeq lists its product as uncharacterized. The record is from RefSeq and is a predicted model, not a curated record. NCBI's taxonomy places the organism in Eukaryota, Fungi, Basidiomycota, Agaricomycetes, Corticiales, Punctulariaceae. Bases 228 to 1085 code for a protein of 285 amino acids. The transcript has 5 exons.